UUACUAAUUAUUUAUUUUUAUAUUCUGCCUUUACUAGCUGCUCGGGCGAUUCUCAAUAUCAAUUAUACGGUAUUAAUACACAGUAUUAAUAUAUACUCCCACCGUCUCGAUAGACUAUUUUUUUUAAUGUUCCUUAACUUUCCCUCCUAUAAAGUUCACAACCACGGAUUAUUAAUUACUAAUUAUAUUCUAUAUAAUAUUAAUAAGCUAAUAUAA
Colletotrichum lupini is the source of this 216-nucleotide messenger RNA. RefSeq lists its product as uncharacterized. NCBI's taxonomy places the organism in Eukaryota, Fungi, Ascomycota, Sordariomycetes, Glomerellales, Glomerellaceae. The annotation marks the transcript as partial. The record is from RefSeq and is a predicted model, not a curated record. The transcript has a single exon.